Messenger RNA from Drosophila subobscura, 794 nucleotides. Its product is annotated as trypsin alpha-like. NCBI's taxonomy places the organism in Eukaryota, Metazoa, Arthropoda, Insecta, Diptera, Drosophilidae. The record is from RefSeq and is a predicted model, not a curated record. Gene Ontology annotation, molecular function: serine-type endopeptidase activity. Gene Ontology annotation, biological process: proteolysis.
UCCACUCAGAAUGCUAAUCAAAGUCUUUCUUCUACUCUCGGCAGCCCCUCUGCUGACUGCUGGACGUGUGCCACAAUUGGAGGAACGCAUUUUUCUCGGAGAGGAUACAACCAUCGAGGAGAAUCCUUGGCAAGUGGCUAUUGUCUGGAAUGGAGGCCAUCACUGUGGAGGUUCCAUCUACAGCAAAGAUUUUAUUAUAACUGCCGCCCAUUGUAUCGAUGACGUAGAGGCUAAUCAAUUGCAAGUUCGAGUGGGCUCAUCAUGCCGAGACGAAGGCGGAACACUCCACCAAGUGGCAGCUUUUAAAUGGCACAGUGGAUUUUCACGUAACUUAUGCGAAAACGACAUUGCCAUUAUUCGGUUGAGUGAAUCACUCAAAUUCAAUGAUCGGGUACAGAGUAUUCCCUUGGCUACGGAAGAGCCCGAGGCUGGCACCAAAGCAAAAGUAACCGGUUGGGGUACUACACUGAAAGGACGUGGACAUGGCAUUCUUCAAGGCCUUGAGGUUUCCAUAAUUAGCCGGGGGCUUUGUCAAAAGUUGAAAUCUUUUGUCACCGAUGACGUCAUUUGUGCCGGAGCCUUGUUUAAUUCGUUAGGUGGUGGAGACUCCGGUGGCCCUUUGACUGUCAACAACGAACUGGUGGGUGUCGUGUCUUCUGGUCGACCGUUCCUUACAGGAGAGUAUGUAAGUGUGGUAUAUAUGAAAGAUUGGAUUCAAAGUACAACUGAAUCGCUUUCAGAAUGAAAUUGAGAAAAUGUAAAUUCAAAAUACUAAAUUAAACCGAGCAUUCCAU